AUGUCGACCACCCUCCAACCCCAGGCCCCGCCCAACAAUAACAUGAAGCCGCACACAAUCCACUCGUACUCGGGCCUUGCGCACCCUCCACACCUAUCCCGUCUCGAAUCAGCAGCCCACAAACAGGCCCAGGUCGAACCCUUGUCAAUCGACGUCGACACCGGCGACGGGCAGGACGGCUUUGUCCCAGGCUUCCUGCACCUCCCUCCCGAUUUCACCACCGCCCCUGGCACACUACCCACCCACCACCACCGCACAGCCGCGCUCCUCCUCUCGGGCGCGGGCGGCGGCGUCACGGGCCCCAGCUCCAUCUACCUCUCCCUCGCAUGCAAACUGGCCACGGUCGGGAUCCCCACACUCCGUCUCGACUACCGCUUCCCCGCGCGCACGGCCGCCUGCGUCGCCGACGCCAAAGCCGCCAUGGCCUAUCUGCGCGACAUGUACGGCCUGGACCGGUUCGUGCUGGUCGGGUGGUCGUUUGGCGGGGCCGUGGUGUUCAGCGCCGCGGACGGGGAUGAGCGAGUGGUCGGGUGUGCUACCGUGGCUAGUCAGACGGCGGGGACGGAGGGGAUUAGGAGGUUGGCUCCGAGGCCGGCGCUGUUGAUGCAUGGGACUGGGGAUCGGACGUUGAGUGAUGGGUGUAGCAGGAGGUUGUUUGAGAUGUAUGGUGCCAACCCGAAAGGGGAGAGGAGGUUGCAGCUGUUUGAGGGGGAUAAUCAUGCGCUGAGUAAAAAUGCGGAGAGGGCGGAGGAGAUGCUGUGUGAGUUUGUGGCGACCUGCGCCGGGGUGGGCAUUGGUGAGGAGGAGAGGGAGAGGGUGGUCCGGCUGGAGUUGAUUGAGGAUGGGGAGAGGCAUGGGUUGAUGGAGAAGGGUGGUGAUUUGAGAGAGCCGGAAAAGGAGGAUUAA
This is a messenger RNA of Canariomyces notabilis, 906 nucleotides long. RefSeq names its product alpha/beta-hydrolase. The record is from RefSeq and is a predicted model, not a curated record. The coding region runs from base 1 to 906 and encodes 301 amino acids. The transcript has a single exon. NCBI's taxonomy places the organism in Eukaryota, Fungi, Ascomycota, Sordariomycetes, Sordariales, Chaetomiaceae.